Messenger RNA from Gracilinanus agilis (Agile Gracile Mouse Opossum), 402 nucleotides. Its product is annotated as troponin I, cardiac muscle-like. Gene Ontology annotation, biological process: muscle contraction. The transcript is spliced from 6 exons. The annotation marks the transcript as partial. Gene Ontology annotation, cellular component: troponin complex. The record is from RefSeq and is a predicted model, not a curated record. Lineage: Eukaryota; Metazoa; Chordata; Mammalia; Didelphimorphia; Didelphidae.
AUGGCAGAGGAGAGCAGCGACACGAGUCUCCCCCAGUUCCCGGCGGGGUCGUCACCCGCGCCCAGCCCAGCGGCGCCCCCAGUUCGACGCCGCUCCUCUGUCAACUACCGCGCUUAUGCCACCGAGCCCCACGCCAAGAAGAAGUCCAAGAUCUCCGCUUCCCGCAAGCUGCAGCUGAAGACCCUGAUGCUGCAGAUUGCCAAGCAGGAGCUGGAGCGCGAGGGGGAUGACCGGCGUGGGGAGAAGGGCCGCGUGCUUGGGGACCGCUGCACUCCCGUGGAGCUGGCCGGGCUCGGGGUUGCCGAGCUGCAGGAGCUGUGUCGGGAGCUCCAUGCCAGAGUGGACAAAGUGGAUGAAGAGCGCUACGAUCUGGAGGCCAAAGUGACAAAGAACGUCACUGAG